Molecule: messenger RNA, 1305 nt
Organism: Humulus lupulus (European hop)
Lineage: Eukaryota; Viridiplantae; Streptophyta; Magnoliopsida; Rosales; Cannabaceae
Product: probable CCR4-associated factor 1 homolog 9
Exons: 1
Coding region: 259-1107 (282 amino acids)
Cellular component (GO): CCR4-NOT core complex; CCR4-NOT complex; P-body
Molecular function (GO): poly(A)-specific ribonuclease activity; nucleic acid binding
Source: RefSeq, a predicted model, not a curated record
UUACUUGUUUUAGUCAAAAGUAUACGCGUUCACCUCAGUCUCCACUUACAUUGAACCCUCUCUCUUCCAAGCAACAUCCUCCUCCACCUUACUUACCUCUUCGUAUAUAUGUAUACUCUCUCUUCACCCAAUUAGAUACAGAACACUACAACACAUAUUUCCAAAGAGAAGAGAAAAAUCAAUCUCCCUCUUCACUCCUCGCCUCCUGUAGAUCUUAAUAAUUCUUUUUAGUUUUCUUCUACAAGUGGAUUUUCGAAGAUGUUUAAGGAAGAUUUAAGCCCUAAUCCCAAACCGAUUGUGAUUCGGGAAGUUUGGGCGGAAAAUUUGGAAUCUGAAUUCGAGUUGAUCGGAGAACUCAUUGAUCAAUAUCCAUACAUCUCAAUGGAUACGGAGUUUCCCGGCGUAGUUUUUAGGCCGGCGGUCGAUUCUUAUCGACCUUACCAGGCCAGUAAAGCUCGACCGUCCGAUCACUACCGACUACUGAAAUCUAACGUGGAUGAGCUUAAUCUCAUCCAAGUCGGACUCACUCUCACUGAUGCUCAUGGUAACCUUCCGGAUCUCGGCGGAGACAGCCGCGUCAUCUGGGAGUUUAAUUUUAGCGACUUCGAUUUGGCGCGUGAUAAAUACGCUCCGGAUUCGAUCGAGCUGUUGCGGCGGCAGGGGAUUGACUUCGACCGGAACAGAUCGGAUGGGAUCGAAUCGGCCCGGUUCGCUGAGCUUAUGAUGUCUUCUGGUUUGGUCUGCAACGACGCCGUCAGCUGGGUCACUUUUCACAGCGCUUAUGAUUUUGGCUAUCUUAUAAAGAUUUUGACUAAUCAGAGCCUACCAGGACCGUUGGAUGAGUUCCUUAGGGUGGUGAGGGUAUUUUUUGGGAGCAGAGUUUACGACGUUAAACACAUGAUACGAUUCUGCAAUAGUUUGUACGGUGGGUUAGACCGGGUUGCCAAGACGCUUGAGGUGAACCGGGCGGUCGGGAAAUGCCAUCAGGCCGGUUCAGAUAGUCUGCUGACGUGGCACGCUUUCCAAAAAAUGAGAGACGUGUAUUUUGUCACAGAUGGAGCUGCCGAGAAACACGCCGGCGUGUUGUUUGGAUUGGAAGUGUACUAAUUUUGUAAUUAAUUAAAAAAAUCAUAAUAUUUAGAAAUUAAUUCAUUAUUUUAUUGAAUUGAAUAGUGUUUGUAAAUUGAACUGGCAAGGAACAGAAUUAAGAUUGCUUUCUGUCGUCAUAGUUGGGCACGCCUUCGUUGACCAAAACAUUUUCUCCGUAUCUACACAAAAAUGAGUAUUAAGAGGCGUUCGUUUUUA